This is a messenger RNA of Anopheles aquasalis, 2508 nucleotides long. RefSeq names its product minichromosome maintenance 7 (gene Mcm7). Gene Ontology annotation, molecular function: ATP binding; ATP hydrolysis activity; single-stranded DNA binding. The record is from RefSeq and is a predicted model, not a curated record. Lineage: Eukaryota; Metazoa; Arthropoda; Insecta; Diptera; Culicidae. Gene Ontology annotation, cellular component: nucleus; MCM complex. Gene Ontology annotation, biological process: double-strand break repair via break-induced replication; DNA replication; DNA replication initiation.
GCGGCGUUCUGAAAGUGAGCUUAGAUAAAACUGCGGAAAAGAUACUGUUCUAUAUUACCUCAUUCCAAAGGAAAUCAAUUUGAAAAUGCAGCGAGACUACGCCGUCGAUAAGGAAACGAUCAAGUCCUUCCUGGCCGAGUUCUACCGAGAGGAGGAUGAUGGAAAAAAAAACUUCGUCUACGCACGACAGAUGACCAAAAUUGCCCAUCGCGAGCAGAUCCAGCUGACCGUCGAUCUGGACGAUGUGGCCAGUUAUCGGGAUGAGCUGGCGGAAGCGAUGCAGGCCAACUCCCGGCGCUACGUAAAGCUGUUCUCGGAUGCCGUUUUCGAGCUGCUUCCCUCGUACAAAGAGCACGAAGUGGCGCACAAGGACACGCUGGACAUUUUCAUCGAGCAUCGGUUGAUGAUGCAGGGCCGUCUGCACAACCCGAACGAUUCGCGCGACCCAAGAAAUGCGAUCCCGAUGGAGCUGGUAAAGCGGUACGAUGUGUACUUCAAGGCUCCGAGUGCUUCGAAGGCACUUUCGAUUCGUGACGUGAAAGCGGACAGCAUCGGCAAGCUGGUGACGGUGCGUGGUAUCGUAACGCGCUGUACCGAGGUGAAGCCAAUGAUGACGGUCGCAACGUACACGUGCGAUCGCUGUGGUUCCGAGACCUACCAACCGAUUACUUCGAUGAGCUUCCGGCCGACCGUCGACUGUCCGUCGGAGGACUGCCGGGUGAACAAGGCCGGCGGACGGUUGUAUCUGCAGACGCGCGGCUCCAAGUUCGUCAAGUUCCAGGAGCUCAAGAUGCAGGAACACAGUGACCAGGUACCGGUGGGACACAUUCCUCGCUCGUUGACGGUCAUGUGCCGAGGGGAGACGACUCGGAGUGCGCAACCCGGUGACCAUGUGGUCGUCACUGGUAUCUUCUUGCCCAUUCAAAAGACGGGCUUUCGGGCGGUCGUGUCCGGGUUGUUGAGUGAAACGUUCGUCGAUGCUCAUAGGAUCGUUUGCCUAAACAAAUCGGAUGAUGGAGACCAAAGCAAUGAGCUCACGCAGGAAGAGCUCGAUGAAUUGGCCAAGGACGAUUUCUACACCCGCAUUGCCAGCAGUCUAGCGCCCGAGAUUUACGGUCAUUUGGAUGUGAAGAAAGCGCUGCUGCUAUUGCUCGUCGGAGGCCUCGAUCGUAGCCCGGAUGGAAUGAAGAUUCGUGGUAACAUCAACAUCUGUCUGAUGGGAGAUCCCGGAGUGGCCAAGUCGCAACUGCUCGGUUACAUCGAUCGAUUGGCCGUCCGUAGCCAGUACACGACCGGGCGUGGUUCGUCCGGUGUCGGUUUGACGGCAGCCGUUAUGAAGGAUCCGCUAACCGGAGAGAUGAUCCUCGAAGGUGGCGCUCUUGUGCUGGCCGAUCAGGGCGUAUGUUGUAUUGACGAGUUUGAUAAGAUGGCCGAAGCGGAUCGUGUUUCGAUCCACGAGGUAAUGGAACAGCAAACGAUCUCGAUCGCAAAGGCUGGCAUUAUGACGUGCUUGAAUGCGCGUGUCUCCAUUUUGGCCGCCGCUAAUCCGGCCUACGGUCGGUACAACCCACGGCGUACGAUCGAACAGAACAUUCAGCUACCGGCGGCUCUGCUGUCACGUUUCGAUUUGCUUUGGCUUAUUCAGGACAUUCCUGAUCGUGACAAUGAUCUGCGGCUCGCGAAGCAUAUUACGUUCGUGCAUAGCCACGGAAAGCAACCACCAUCGCGCAUCAAGACACUCGAUAUGUCCCUCAUUCGGCGGUACAUUGCGCUGUGCAAGCGGAAGAUGCCCGUCAUUUCGCCGGAUCUAACGGAUUACAUCGUCAAUGCGUACGUGGAGCUACGCCGAGAGGCUCGUAACAGCCGUGACAUGACGUUCACUUCGGCCCGUAACUUGCUCGGUAUUCUGCGUCUCUCUACGGCCCUGGCUCGUCUACGGUUGGCCGAUACGGUGGAUAAGGACGAUGUACAGGAAGCGCUGCGCCUGCUAGAAAUGUCAAAGGAUUCGCUAAACCAAACGGAACAACGAGUAACGCACGUCCAAAACACGUCCGAUAAGAUCUUUGCCCUGGUCCGGGAGCUGGCGGGUGAAAACAAAACGGUCAAGAUGUCAGACAUUAUGGAGCGCUGUACGACGAAGGGCUACAAACCGGAUGAGGUUGAGGCGUGCAUCGAGGAGUACGAGGAACUGAACGUGUGGCAGAUCAACCAGACGCGAACAAAGAUCACCUUUAUCUAAGAUCGUUUGCGUGGUCGCAUCAUAUUGCGUAUUCUAGAAGUAUCACCGAUGCGAACUAUCAUCCUUCUAUUGAUUUCUUUUAUAAUUUAGAACAUUUUGUUGAUUUAAGUGCCGUAGAUGUUUCGUAAAAAGUUGUGUAUGUCCUCAAUGCGUUGAGUUGGAUGAAUCUUUUUCAUUAAUGUACCGAACGUCGCUUUUGUGCCGUGUUUCACCAAUAAUCAGUAACGUUUUAGCAACUGUAUUUUAAGUGUGUUUCAAUAAACUUUUUU